AAAAGGAUGUUUCUAAAAGUGCUACUAUUGUGUAUCGUCCUAACUUGGAUUACACAUGGUGUCCACGGUUGUUCGUGUUUUGGUUCACCGCAUCCGCAAUCACAAUUCUGUUCAGCUGACUACGUACUCUACGGCAAAGUAACCAAGGAGACGUUAAUACCAGGACCAGCAGAUGAUACUGCAAACAACUUUGCGAUCUGGAAAUAUACAUUUCGCAUUAUUUCCAAAAUGAAGGGAGUGACAGAAGGUGUUGGUCAAGAAAUAGUUGUAGAGACUGCAGGAAAUAGUGGGCUUUGUGGAGUACGUUUUACGGUCGGACAGUCAUAUAUUUUGAUGGGUAAAUACAUCUCCGAUGGAAAGAAAUAUAUUGGAUCCUGUGAUUUCAUCAGACAACUGAGUAGUUUGUCACCUUUCCAAUCGUUAUAUCUGUUUACAAGAGGUUCUAAUUCUUACAAUUUAAACUGCAGAAGGAGAUGCAACAAAAUUGGCCCAGAUUCAACAGGUUGUAAAUAUGACCCUGGAAAAAAUGACAAGCUUAACAUUUGCCUGGCUAAAAAUGCUCUGUGCAAACGAGAAAGAAGACGAUGUCGUUGGGUUAAUAAUGAAGAAUGUUAACGUGGUAAUGAAAUCAACCA
Mytilus trossulus (common blue mussel) is the source of this 635-nucleotide messenger RNA. Its product is annotated as metalloproteinase inhibitor 2-like. Gene Ontology annotation, molecular function: protease binding; metalloendopeptidase inhibitor activity. The record is from RefSeq and is a predicted model, not a curated record. Bases 7 to 615 code for a protein of 202 amino acids. Gene Ontology annotation, cellular component: extracellular matrix. Gene Ontology annotation, biological process: negative regulation of membrane protein ectodomain proteolysis; negative regulation of endopeptidase activity. NCBI's taxonomy places the organism in Eukaryota, Metazoa, Mollusca, Bivalvia, Mytilida, Mytilidae. The transcript has 5 exons.